Messenger RNA from Postia placenta MAD-698-R-SB12, 2346 nucleotides. RefSeq lists its product as hypothetical. Bases 1 to 2346 code for a protein of 781 amino acids. Gene Ontology annotation, molecular function: voltage-gated potassium channel activity. NCBI's taxonomy places the organism in Eukaryota, Fungi, Basidiomycota, Agaricomycetes, Polyporales, Adustoporiaceae. Gene Ontology annotation, biological process: potassium ion transmembrane transport. The record is from RefSeq and is a predicted model, not a curated record. Gene Ontology annotation, cellular component: membrane. The transcript is spliced from 11 exons.
AUGUCCGAGUCCAUACCUCUUGCCAGAGUUCGUUCACCGGCGGCAGCACGCUCUGACUACGCACGAGUAGACCCUGAAGAUACCGAGCAAGAAGCUGAGCUCCACCAUGUCUCUUCCUACGACAGUAUGGAGGACGAUGCCCGCCUCAGCGCCAUUCAUCCCCCGUGGAAACGCAAUCUCUACAUGCUCGUCGAGCGGCCGACAUCCUCCUUUUCUGCCUUUGUCGUGCACGUCCUCACGACCUCUCUCAUCGUCAUCUCCGCCGUGGUGACCGUGCUUGAAACGAUUCCCUCUUUCCACUCUAUUCCGCCGCAGAUAUGGUUCGGGCUAGAGACGGCGCUGGUCGUGCUUUUCACUGUCGAAUACGUUGCGAGAUGUGUCGCCCACUCGGCAGAUCUGUGGACCUUCUUUCGGUGGUUUGGAUCGUUCUUCGCACUGAUCGACCUGUUGGGUAUUUUGCCCUACUACAUCGAAAUAGCAUUACACCAAGAUACGGCAACGUUCUUCAGAUUCACAAUCCUACGAACGUUCCGACUUCUGCGAGUGUUCAGGCCCUUCCGCCACAAUAACACAAUCCUCCUCACCAUAGAGGUAAUGUACCUCUCCUUCCGUCGCUCGCAACAUGCCCUUCUUGCUCUGUCAUUCUUCGUUGUCAUGGUUCUUGUGGUCUUCAGUACAUUGCUGUACUUUGCUGAACGAGGGACCUGGGACGAGGUGCUCGGGACAUUCAUCAAUUCAGAUGGCGAUCCGAGUCAAUUUGCAGUACCAAUCACGACCGUCGGUUACGGCGAGAUCACCCCUCGCUCGUUCCUAGGCCGACUUAUCACGCUCCCGCUACUCGUCUUCGGGCUGCUCCUCAUCGCGCUGCCCACGUUCGUUUUAGGGCGUGAGUUCAGCAUGAUCUGGGAAAUGAUGAAAGAGGACCAGGUCUCACACGAGGAUGUCUUCAACGCGCAUGGCAUCGACCCGCUCGCGUCGCCAACGCUCGCGCGCCAGCGCUCCAUCUCUGUGCACAGCAUCCGCGCGGAUCCCAGCGCCGUGACGGCGGAUUUGUGGCGGCAUCCUCGCGACGAGCCGGGGACGCUCCACACGUCAACUGGACAUGAUUUCCAGGAGACGCAGGCGCUGCGUGCGCAGAUUGCGGAGCUGAAGACGACUGUAGACAUGCAGGGUGCUAUGCUGCGCCGCAUUUUGGACGCGUUGGAAGCGAGGGGGAAACGGGAUACGUUCUUAUUCAUUCUGCCGGGCUAUCUUCAAGCAAUCGAAAUGUCAAGUACUCCACCGCCGGGUACCCAGUCACUCGCAGUGAAUAUGUCCACUAACAUGCAACGAGGACUUCAGAGAGGGCGAGGACAGCACAAAACAUAUGCGCCUGGCAAGCGGCGCAUGGAGCUGAUGCCUUCGGUCAGUCGGAGUAGCGGCCUGGACAAAGACGGAGAUGCCCUGAGAGACCACAAAGUCCAAGAGGAGUAUCGCGUUUUUAUCGAGGGCAAGGUAUGUAAGCUGCGGGAGGGUUUGUUAUCGUCGAAGCGGAGCGACGCAUUUGCCCUUGAAGUCUACGAGACUUCGUUAUGCCUCUCUGUAAUUUUUUGCAACACCAAGCAGACGGCCUCCAUCCUCUCGCAUCUCCUCCCGCACCUGUAUUCAGCGUCUCCGUUUUCCCCGCCGUCAGCAUCCCACUCCCCACUACCAAAUGUCAUCCUGUCGCUUUUGCACGAACUGCUCGAGAGCUACCCAUCUCAAAGCCGAUACUUUGAGCGGCUGUAUUCCCUUCCCCGCGCCUUCAUUCCCCGAGACUCGGAGGAGUAUCGUUGGGUGAACGAUCUCGCCAGAUGUCUCCGUAGGAGAAGCUAUGCAAAUCUAGAAGAGCUGACGUGUCGACACGCAUUUACAAGCUUUUUUCUCAAGAGCGAUCAAUCGGCCUCCGAGACAAGCAAGACACAAGAUGCCACGCUCAUUGACGCAAAAGAUGCAAACUUUUUGGCAGGGGCGCCGGCUCAUCUAGCUCUCGAGGCGGCUUGCGUACUGAACGAUGCAUUACGCGCCAAGGCUCGCGAAACCACCUGGCUAGUACUGCGCAGUGCAUACCGAGAGCUUCAUUGUCUGCCCUCUUGCGGUGAUAAUGUCGAACUUAAGCCGGACACUGGUACUGUGCCGAGCACGGCCCACUGGCUUAUACAUUCUCUGGCCCUCCACUCUGUCACGUCGGGUCUAGAACACACCGAAUCGGCUGAUAAGCUGGUCAACGAGUGGAUGGCGGAGAGGUGUACAGCAGGCGAAGUGAGGCCCAAGGAUGGAGCUGGUAUGGAAGGAAGGUGGAUGAUCUGCAAAGUCGUCGCAAAAUAG